CUCCACUCGUUGCUUGGGAUUCCUCCGCUCGCGGCAAAAACCUCCGACCGAGCAGAUAAGGCGCGGCCACCACCCCCGACCACCGCCACCGGCCAUGGUCGGCGUCGCCGCCGGCUUCGCGUUCGCGCCGGCCGUGUCCCGGCGACUGCCCUACAGGCCGUGCUGCUCCACCGCCCACGCCUCGGUACCCUCGUCCUCGGCGCGGUCGUCGCUGGCCGCGCGGCAGGGGCGGCCGCGGCGGCUCGUCGCCGUCGCGCGCUACUCCGCGUACGGGAGCGACGAGGAAGACGACGAGGAGGGCGGGGGCGGGCGGCGGGACCGCCCCGAGCAGGAGCAGGACCCCGCCCUCGACAUCGAGCGCAUCCAGUCUUCGACCGUCAGGCUGCUGGAUGCCCAGAAAAAUAUGGUUGGUGUUAUAUCUGUAAGCGAGGCAGUUCGAAUCGCAGAUGAAAAUGAUCUUAUGCUGGCAAUAUUGUCACUAGAUGGAGAUCCUCCAGUACUCCGACUCUUUGAAGAGAAAGAUUACAAAAAACACAAGUACGAACAACAGAAGAAGAAAAGAGUUCAGCAGAAAAGAUCCGUUGCAAAACGCAUGGGCUUGAAAGAGCUGAAAAUGGGGUACAACAUUGAUAUCCAUGAUUAUAGUGUGAGACUUAGAGCUGCAAAGAAAUUUCUUAAAGCCGGUGACAAGGUUAAGAUAGUGGUGAACUUGAAAGGUCGGGAGAACUUGUACAAAAAACAAGCGAUUGAACUUCUCAGAAGAUUCCAAACUGAUGUUGGUGAGCUAGCGACAGAAGGAAGUAAGAAUUUUGCAGAGAGGAAUAUAUAUUUGAUUCUUGUACCCAAUAAACUAGCCAUACAGAAAGAACAAGAUGGGGUGAGCAAAAAGGACACUGUGGAAGGAGAGACGGACCAAUCAGAGGAUGAAUUGGACGAGGACGACACUGUGAUCGAACAACUGGAGGGAAGUAGUUUGGAUGGGGAUGAGCUCGUGAUAGAACAACUGGAGGAAAGUAAGGAACCUGAGACAGAAGUCUCAGCAAAUGUUUGAUUUAGCUGUAAAGCCCAAGGGCGCCGUCUCUGAUUUUAGAAGGUACCAAUACUGUUCAUGUAAAUACAAGGAUGGUGCUAUUGUACUUGUACUCGCCGCCCUUGCCUGAUAAAACAGAAUAGCUAUCCACCACCGUCGUUGCCUGGGGAGUCAGACAGAACAAAAAGCUGUGAUAUCAAGAAGCUGGGGGCUACCAUCUGAACAUUUUGGUUUUGGGGCCUCGGAUUGUACCAACAGAAUCUACUAAACGGCUUGGGAAGUUCGCUUGUAUUGCCUGAUGUGGCAUUGUUGUCAGCAAGGUUUUGUUUUGGCGCUGUUGUUCGCAAAUCCUAGUCGGUGUUGUGGAGAAGAUCAGUAGUCAUAUCUUGUUUAUCAAAUGGUUGCCUUCGGAUUUUUUGGACAUUUGGCUGGAAGUGCCUAAGAAGAGGGAGUGUCUGCUAGUCACUGUGUGGGCAGUAAUUUCUAUCUAGUUUUCAUUUUUCAAGUAUAAAUACAUUUUUUUGUGUGUGCGCUGGUAUGUGUCUGCAACUGUUCCAUAAAACCGAAGCUAUCUUGCUCAUUUGGUCAA
Molecule: messenger RNA, 1619 nt
Organism: Triticum urartu
Lineage: Eukaryota; Viridiplantae; Streptophyta; Magnoliopsida; Poales; Poaceae
Product: translation initiation factor IF3-4, chloroplastic
Biological process (GO): ribosome disassembly; translational initiation
Molecular function (GO): translation initiation factor activity; ribosome binding
Source: RefSeq, a predicted model, not a curated record